This is a messenger RNA of Seminavis robusta, 1494 nucleotides long. The record is from the annotation of a GenBank genome assembly. Lineage: Eukaryota; Bacillariophyta; Bacillariophyceae; Naviculales; Naviculaceae.
AUGCAUCUUUCAAUGUCACACUCUCUGGCUGGAAGCAGUAGUGUGUCGUGUCGAACUGUUGCUGUCACCAUCGCGUCUGCUGUUUGGUUAGUUUUCAACGCUGCUUCGGUCAGAGCCUUAUCAUCUCGAACUCCACCCUUUUUUGAAGGGAACGCCCAGAGAGACCUGUCAACACUACGUGAAUGGGCCACAAAGAAUGGAGUUCGAUUUGCAGAGAACGUAGGUUUUUCAAACUCUGGUGAAACUGAUGGCGACCAAGCUGACUGGGCAAUCUCACUGUUAGAUGAGGAUGUCACUUCUACUGGUAGCACUCUGAGAAAGGGAGCUGUGGUGUUGAGUGUUCCACAGGAUUUGGUCCUGAGUUCGUCAAAAGUUUUGGAUGAACUAGGAGGUAUCUCUGCCCUGCAAAGCGCCUUUGAUUUUCUCGAGGAAGAAAGCUUUGGAGACUUCAAGUCAGAAUUUCUUCUCGUUCUCAAAAUGCUGAAGGAAUUGUCCAAGGGGGGAGAAAGCAAGUGGUGUCCAUGGAUUCAGAGUCUGCCAAAGCACUUUUCUACGGGAAUUUCCUUCGACAAUGCAGAGAUUGAAUGCCUUCCAACCUUUUCUGCCGUCUUGGUUGAGUAUGAGUGCUUGAAGCUUCAGGCUUUCGGUGUCGCAACCAGUAAAUUGGAUCACAAGUGGAUUCCAGACAUUGCAACCAGUGAUGGCAUGGUGAUCUUGAAAUGGGCUUACAAUGUUGUGUACUCGAGGUGCUGGAAGUUUUCAGAUUACCUGGAGGAAUCUGACGGGGGCGACUCUGACAUUGUGCCCAUUGGCGAUCUUUUCAACCACAAGGAGCCAGCUAAUGUGGCUGUAGAAAAUGAACCCUCAUCUGGCUCGGUCGACUUUGUACUCCAAAACAGUGAUACCGGGACGGCUGUUGGUGCCAACAAAAUCAACAGUCUCUGUCUCUCCUAUGGAACGUCCAACCCACACCGAUUUCUUGUCAUCUUUGGCUUUGUUGAUGAAUCCAUGCCGGAGAUUUUUUCUCAAAUCACAUUCCCAAACCCUACGGCCGAUCACAUUGCAUUGGGCUGUGAAGAUCGAUCCAAGAUGGUCUAUGGCACAACAGAUGGUUGUAUCUCCAACGACACGAUACGGAAUUCUGUGUUGUUCGCUCUCUUGGUAUCAAAGCCAGAAGAGCAAAAGGCAUUUGUUGAAGCCCACAGACAACAGAAGCAAUCAGUCAUGAGGGAUUUCCACUCAAAGUAUGCAUUGGAAACUGCAUUGACCUUGAAAAACCAUGUCAGUGCAACACUAGCGGAACUUGAAUUACUUGGAAACCGAAUCGAGGAAGUGAAACGGGAAGACACUCAACAACGUCAACACAGCAAUCUUCCUCUCAUAGAAAAACACAAUCAGUUCCUACGGAGAGUCUUUGGAAAAGUCAAGAAACGCCUGGAUGCUGCUGUCGAAGAAGAAACUCUGAGGCGUCGAACUGCCUUUGCCAAUCAAUAG